Didymodactylos carnosus is the source of this 462-nucleotide messenger RNA. NCBI's taxonomy places the organism in Eukaryota, Metazoa, Rotifera, Eurotatoria, Philodinida, Philodinidae. The record is from the annotation of a GenBank genome assembly.
AUGUUGUGGUUACCGCGAUAUUUUGUUUUAUUAUUUUGUUUUAUUCCUACUAUUUAUAUUAAUUGUAUGGUUAAUAAUAAUAAUGUGGAUACCUUUUCUGAUGAUGAUGAUGCUCAAAUUAUAAGAGAUAAAUUUGAAACAUACUUAAUACGUAAGAUGGGACGUUUAGUAAGAAAUGAUUUAGCACAAAAGCAACAAGAACCGAAACCCUAUAGCCAACAAAACAUAAACAAGUUACAACCACCAAAUUAUGGUGAUAAAUUCGAACCAGAUGAACAAAAAUAUUUAUAUGAAUUAUAUUUCUUGGCUACGAAACAGUCAUUACUAGACUUAUACCGAUCAAACCAAAGAUCAAUACCUUUACAACAAGAAUUAGUUCAACAAGUGAAACAAUUAGCUGAUCAACAAUUCAUUGAUGAUGGUUUUUCAGAAAAGAAUAUCGUUAUUUUUAAAAAAAAUUAA